AUCCGGCCUACUUUCACAGUUUUGUAAAGUUUAUUCUGUUUUAUUCAUACAUCAUUCAUCUGACUGAUUUUUCAAUCUCAGUUUUUCUCCAUUAUGGUAAAAGGAGAGAUGCACUAAGAGACUGCAAGGGAGGCUACAAAUACACAGUUUGUACGGUGGAUGGUCCGUGAUGAGAAGGAGAUAGGGUCGCUACCCUUGUAAGGGACUCAUUCUGAUAAGAGAAACUGACUUCCACCCCUGAGGAGCUUCAGGUGUGAAGACUGACAAACAACAAAUAAGAAAAUAACUUAGGACUUCAUAUAGGGAACACACAAUUCAGUAGAAAUGUAUCCUGUAACUGAUUCCAAAUGCUUAUUCCUAUAGGAGGAAGUAAUGGCUCCGGGCUUUAUUUAGGUCACUCUUAUGCUAUUUGGAAUCAUUUGUUUGACCUGCUGCCUUCACACUGUGAGCUCUUUGAGAGCCCCUUGAGUAUUUUCUUGAUGAGUGAUUACAAAUUUACAAAUUAAAUGAGUAACAGGGUCAAGGAAUCCUGAAGAUAAAAUUUUGAGUUAGAUUUCAACUGUAGAGAAGACUGAGGAGAGAAAUUGGUACCAGGACUGUGAAGGAAAUUAUUAUUCUCACAUUCAUACUGUUCAAUAGCUCACAAAACACUUUGGCAAACAUUAUUAUGUUUGAUAUUCACUAUAACAUUAAAAAUUAGCAUGUAUGCCAAUUUAUGGAUCAGAAAACUGAAGAGAAUUAGCUAAUGACAUGCUCUUUUUCAAUCACAAUUGGUACAAAACUCAACUGAUCUAACUGCAAAGUCAAAUAUUCUUUCCAGGACAUGGAAUUUUGCAACUUGUAGCAUCACUCUCUUAGUUGUCUAGAUACAUUUUGCCAACUAUUUGUCUCUUCCCAACCUCAUCAUUCCAGAUGUGUUUCGGCCUCCAUCAAGUGUCCACCAGCAUAGAGAAGACCCUCUUUUUUCUCUGUAAGCCCUUACCCAUUCUUCCACAGACCUUGUCAAUUCUCCAGCUGGUCUUCCCAAGUUUCCUCCCCUGUUUGCCUUCACUUAUAUGGAAAAAUAUGAGAGAAAUUUGAAGGGAAAGGGCCUUAAGACAUGGGUUCUAGGCCUGGACUCACUACCCACUUAGGCCCUCCCUUUUUCCUCUAGUAUUCAGACACCCCAGGUAUUUCUAAGGGUUGUUGAAGCAUUAACUAAAGUCAUGCAUAUGAAAACACACACUGCAAGCCCUAAAGAACUAAAGAAACAUGCUGUCUUUUAAUAUAUGACUCUCACAUUAAAGGGAAUGCCCAGGGCGCCAUUAAGUGAUGGAUCUAGUUUGAAGGAAUUGUCAGGAACAGCAAAUUUACUGAACACAAGUGGCUCAGAGCAGCCCCAGAAACCAGUGUCCCCUCCCAGAGAAGCAAGUACCUCUGGACAGCACUCUAGACGAAAAUUAGAACUCAGGAGAAAGGAAAUUCAAGUAAGGAUGUACAGCCUGCGAGAGAGAAAGGGCCAUGCAUACAAAGAGGUCAGCGAGCCUCAGGAUGACGACUACCUUUAUUGUGAGAAGUGUCAGAACUUCUUCAUAGACAGCUGUGCUGCUCAUGGGCCCCCUACAUUUGUAAAGGACAGUGCAGUGGACAAGGGGCAUCCCAACCGCUCAGCCCUCAGCCUGCCCCCUGGGCUGAAAAUCAGACCAUCAGGCAUCCCUCAGGCUGGGCUUGGAGUAUGGAAUGAGGCAUCUGAACUGCCACUAGGUCUGCACUUCGGCCCGUAUGAGGGCCAGGUCACAGAAGACGAAGAGGCAGCCAACAGUGGAUACUCCUGGCUGAUAACCAAGGGGAGAAACUGCUAUGAGUAUGUAGAUGGAAAGGACGACUCUUGGGCCAACUGGAUGAGGUAUGUGAACUGUGCCCGGGAUGAGGAGGAGCAGAACCUGGUGGCCUUCCAAUACCACAGGCAGAUCUUCUAUCGGACCUGCCAGGUCAUCAGGCCAGGCUGUGAACUGCUGGUCUGGUACGGGGAUGAGUAUGGCCAGGAGCUGGGCAUCAAGUGGGGCAGCAAGUGGAAGGAAGAGCUCACCAUAAGGCAAGCAGAACCAAAGCCAGAAAUCCAUCCGUGUCCCUCAUGCUCUCUGGCCUUCUCCAGUCAGAAAUUCCUCAGUCAACAUGUAAAACACACCCACUCCUCUCAGAUCUCUCCAAGAACAUCUGGAAGAAAACACCUCCAACCAGAGAAUCCCUGCCCAGGGGAUCAGAAUCAGGAGCAGCAACACUCUGAUCCACACAGCUGCAAUGACAAAGCCAAAGAUCAAGAAGUCAAAGAAAGGCCCAAACCCUUUCAUAAAAAGACACAGCAGAGGGGAAUUUCAAGGGCAUUUUCCAGCCCACCCAAAGGAAAAAUGGGGAGCUGCAGGGAGGGUAAAAGAAUAAUGGAGGAAGAGCCCAGAACAGGCCAGAAAGUGGGUCCAGGGGACACAGACAAAUUAUGUGCGGCAGGAGGAAUCUCAAGAAUUUCAAGAGUCAAGUAUGGAGACAGUGGGCAAAGCUUCAGUGAUAAGUCAAAUGUCAUCAUACACCAGAGGACACACACAGGGGAGAAGCCCUAUGUCUGCAGGGAGUGUGGGCGAGGCUUUAGCCAAAAGUCACACCUCCUCAGACACCAGAGGACACACACAGGGGAGAAGCCCUAUGUCUGCAGGGAGUGUGGGCGAGGCUUUAGCCAAAAGUCAGACCUCCUCAUACACCAGAGGACACACACAGGGGAGAAGCCCUAUGUCUGCAGGGAGUGUGGGCGAGGCUUUAGCUGUAAGUCAAGCCUCCUCAUACACCAGAGGACACACACAGGGGAGAAGCCCUAUGUCUGCAGGGAGUGUGGGCGAGGCUUUAGCCGUAAGUCAAGCCUCCUCAUACACCAGAGGACACACACAGGGGAGAAGCCCUGUGUUUGCAGGAAGGGUGAGUAAGUCAUUAGCACUAAAACUACAUCUCAACAGCCACAGGAGGGCACCUCCUCACCUCACACCUUCCCACCCCAGCUCUGGGGGGGGCUUCUAAGGAAGUCUACUGACCCUUUAUAUUUCCCAAGAGUGUAAAGAGACCAGAAAUAACUGACUAAACAAAUCCUCUACUUUCAUGACUAGAGAUGAGGAAUAAAAACAGUGUGUGUGUGGGAGGGGUGAUUCCUUAAAUUUUCAGGGGGUGUUGACUUGUGGUUCUUUUCCACAUUGAUUCCCUCCAUGGUUGGUUUUUUGGGAUGUUUUUGUUUUCUUUUGCCUCCUGUUCUAAUAAAAUUUUU
Microcebus murinus (gray mouse lemur) is the source of this 3283-nucleotide messenger RNA. Lineage: Eukaryota; Metazoa; Chordata; Mammalia; Primates; Cheirogaleidae. The record is from RefSeq and is a predicted model, not a curated record.